AUGGCGACAGGUUUUGUUAAGGCUGCACUAUUCACGAAGUGACACUUUAAAGUCCGACCCAAACCAAAAGACCAAACCCAUCUCUAUCUUUUUGUCGUUUGAAACUCAAAUCUCAGAUCCCAGAUAAGAGUAGCAGGACAGGGGCCCUCUGCAGUGAUAAUGAAGGGGUAAAAUUUCCGAACAGAGAAAGAUACAGAGCUACUGUACAAGAAGGAGAUGGAGAUGGAGAGGUCAGCUUACUCUUGCCCACGAGUGAGUAGACUCGUUUUACUCUUUCUCUGUUGGUUUGCGGCGGCAAUGGAAGCAGAGGCUAGGCCGGGUUUUCUCUACACAACCACCAGAGGAAGGUGCACCCCACAGUUUUGGAGCAGCAGGAAAGAGCCAUGGCCGCGGAUGGUACCACAGGGAUCAACAGUAUCAAAGGUUUUCGGUUCAAGGGCGUUCGAGCGAUACAGAUACGACCUGACACUGUUAGAGGCGGCGGCAAGGAACGACGACGGGGAUAAUGCUUUCGCGGGGCUGGUGAAGCAGUCGACGGCUGCGCUGCUCAACUCCUACGCCAGAGAUGGGUUUCCUUACACUGCUUGGGAAGUGAAGACUCUGCUUAUUCAAGGUUUGGUUUCUGAAAAGGCAGCUUCAUUUCAAGCCCAGCGUUUCUCUGAGGCCAAUCAGGCUUGCAAUUAGUUAGUGGUACUGGCCCAAUUGAUGUGUUUUGUUCAGGGCUACUUUUGGUUUUGUGUUGUGGAAUUAAUACUACAUCGUAACAACCAGUAAAUUUUCAGUCACGGAAUUAUAUCUCGAGAUUCUAGUGC
Messenger RNA from Rhododendron vialii, 812 nucleotides. RefSeq lists its product as uncharacterized. NCBI's taxonomy places the organism in Eukaryota, Viridiplantae, Streptophyta, Magnoliopsida, Ericales, Ericaceae. The transcript has 2 exons. The record is from RefSeq and is a predicted model, not a curated record. Bases 217 to 684 code for a protein of 155 amino acids.